Drosophila arizonae is the source of this 501-nucleotide messenger RNA. RefSeq names its product serine protease inhibitor domain-containing protein Kaz1-ORFB (gene Kaz1-ORFB). Gene Ontology annotation, molecular function: protein binding; serine-type endopeptidase inhibitor activity. The record is from RefSeq and is a predicted model, not a curated record. NCBI's taxonomy places the organism in Eukaryota, Metazoa, Arthropoda, Insecta, Diptera, Drosophilidae.
GGCACUCGCACAAAAAUGGAAAUUUCCCAUAUAUUCGUUUUCUGUUUGCUCAUCGCUGUUGCAGCAGCCCGUCCGCAGUUUCCGCUUUGGAAUGAGGACCUGACACAGACUUUCAUUCGUGGCCAGCCGAUUACAUCUCCUAGGCCAUCGACUACGGCUCAACCAACAACUGCAUCGCCUCGCAUGCUGGCUUGUAUCCAAACCUGCCCAGCGACCAGUGAAUAUAAUCCCAUCUGUGGUAGUGACGGUGUUAACUACUACAACGAGGGACGACUCAACUGUGCCAUUCGAUGUGGUCAAAAUGUUCGCUCUGUACACUUGGGCGUCUGCAGCACUACGUAGAGCAUUGCAUUAGGGGAUUUGUAAGAUCUGAAGUGAAAAUAUCCGCUACACAAUCUAUAGUUCAAUGCUUUACCAAUGACCUUAGAUGUGUAUGAAUAAAAACAAGCGAUUAAUAGUGAGGAGAAUAUACUCGAUCCGCUGCUACCUUGUAUCACAAAA